CGCCAAUAGUAGGGACGCCACGGAGCCGGCGCCCCGGAUUUUGUUUGGAGCUAUCUGCUCCGGGCUCCAAACGAACACGGUUUUGGAGACUGAUACGUCGGAAGGGUGCACGACGUCACCUACUAUAAGGGUGAUGGGUAGAUGUGGUGCUACAUUUGAGUACAUCUAACAGGGAAAAGAAAUAUCCUCAACAUGCCAGGUUUCUCAUCCUUUAACGCCAUUAAGUCCAAUGCUUAUAGCUGGACAACUGGUAGAUAUGAAGAAUUUGAUGUAAAGAGUAAAGAUGCAAAUGAACCCGCAGAUGAUAGAAGCCCGUCAAGUAUAUCAGAAGUUGAAAGACCACCCUUACGACAUAUAGAUAAAUACAUUGCCCCAGAAUGUCCUUGUUUAUCAAAACGAUUUACUGUAGCCCUUUUAGCAUGUAUGGGAUUUAUUGUAAUGUUUGGGAUGAGAUGUAAUAUGGGUUUAGCGAAAUUGGAAUUGAAGAAAAUCGAAAAUACGACUUUGUCGUCGGUUGAUUCAUCGAUUUUUUGGGGAUAUUUGGUUACUCAAGUACCGGGUGGGUUUUUAGCAACAAAAUAUCCUGCGAAUCGUCUUUUUGGUGGCGCGAUAGGAAUAUCUUGUUUGCUAAAUUUUUUCGUACCACCUACGUUAAUAGAAGCACCUCAUCUUUUAAUGUGUAUUAGGGUUUUACAAGGACUGGUUGAGGGUGUAACAUAUCCUUCUUGCCAUGGUAUUUGGAGAUAUUGGGCACCACCUUUAGAACGAUCGAAAUUAGCUACUUUAGCGUUUUGUGGGUGUUAUGCUGGGGUAAUGUUCGGUUUACCAAUAGGAGGGAUUUUGGUGAGACAUUCCGGAUGGAAAUCGCCGUUUUAUUUUUAUGGUUUUCUUGGGAUAACUUGGUAUUUGUUUUGGAUUUGGUUGGUGUUUGAGAAACCAAGUAAACAUCCGACUAUUGAAAAUCGAGAAUUACAUUAUAUUCAAAGUUCGUUGGGCGAGAACACUUCAGCACCUCCAACUACUUUUGCUAAUAUCCCUUGGAAAUGUUUUUUCACUUCGCUGCCAGUUUGGGCUAUUUUCGUUGCUAAUUUCUGUAGAUCUUGGAAUUUUUAUUUAUUAGUUUUAUUUCAAGCAUCGUUUGUAAGCGAUGUUUAUUCAAUAGAAAUCGAAGAGAAUGCUCUUCUCGGCGCACUGCCUCAUUUACUAAUGACUAUAAUAGUACCAGCUGGGGGAGUUUUAGCUGAUCACUUGCGAAAAAAAGGGACUUUAACGACAACGCAAGUAAGAAAAUUAUUUAAUUGCGGUGGAUUUGGAAUGGAAGCAACAUUCUUCCUCGUGGUAGCUUUCUCAGGAACAAUUUCCGUUGCUAUUACAGCGUUAACAAUCGGCGUAGCAUUUUCAGGAUUUGCCAUCUCUGGUUUUAACGUUAACCAUUUAGAUAUUGCCCCGAAAUAUGCGAGUAUAUUAAUGGGGUUAUCUAAUGGAAUUGGGACGAUAGCCGGUUGUAUUUGCCCGUUAGUUGUACAUAAAUUAACUGAUGGAGUAACAAAUUUAAAAGAGCGAUCGGAUCAUUGGAGUGCGGUUUUUAUCCUCGCCGCUUGCGUUCAUUUCUUCGGCGUCGCUUUUUAUGGUAUUUUCGCUUCCGGUGAAUUACAACCAUGGGCUGAUUCUGAUGCUCAAGAACAAAGCCAAUGGAAUCCUAUGGAUGAAACUGUUCAAAUGAAAAAAUCAUCUUCCCUCCAAACUAAUGGUCUGUUGCAAACUCAAAUGUCUGCAAAUCCAACGUAUGGAACGGUUGAACCUCCAAAUCAACAACCGAAAUUUCCUCCACCCUCUUACCCAGCUCCACCAACUCCACCAUCCCAAGCUCCUCCUCCAGUUGUAAACGCUGCGAAUCCGUUUUUAACAGGUUCAAACCCAUUUAGAUCGGAAUCAGUUCAACCUCAAGCUGAAGAUACAUAUUUACAUGGUACUAUAGCUGAUAGAACAUAUUAAAAAAAUAUUUCCGUUUAUUCCUUAUACAGGGUGUUAUUUUCAUUUUUUGAGUGAUAGGUUAAA
This is a messenger RNA of Onthophagus taurus, 2058 nucleotides long. RefSeq names its product Vesicular glutamate transporter (gene VGlut). Gene Ontology annotation, cellular component: synaptic vesicle membrane; excitatory synapse. NCBI's taxonomy places the organism in Eukaryota, Metazoa, Arthropoda, Insecta, Coleoptera, Scarabaeidae. Gene Ontology annotation, molecular function: neurotransmitter transmembrane transporter activity; L-glutamate transmembrane transporter activity. The record is from RefSeq and is a predicted model, not a curated record. Gene Ontology annotation, biological process: regulation of synapse structure or activity; transmembrane transport; synaptic transmission, glutamatergic.